Messenger RNA from Durusdinium trenchii, 1563 nucleotides. The record is from the annotation of a GenBank genome assembly. NCBI's taxonomy places the organism in Eukaryota, Dinophyceae, Suessiales, Symbiodiniaceae.
AUGCUCUCGGAACCGCUUGCAGUGUCAGCGCCUGCAGUGCCAAAGGCAUGGUCAGAAUCUGGCGACUUCCGUGGGACACCAAAGGCACGGGAAUCCCGCAGCCCUGUGGAGUUUGAGAGCGUGUCCAAUGGCUAUCUUUCUGAAAAAUACGAAGCUUUACAAAGGCAGCUCGCCUCAACACAACGAACCUGUGCAGAGCAACUACAGCGCCAGGAACGUUUGCAGCUGGAGCUGAGAGAUACACAGGCUCAGGAUGCCCUGGUUUCAGAACUUGUGGCUCGUCAGGCAUCUCUGGUGAGCCUCCGAGAAGUUGCUUUGUCUGCCAGGCAGGAGGCCAUGUGCCAGGCAGGGCGGCUCCGCGAUGAACAGCUGGCUGGCGCGCGCGCGGAGCAACGUUGUGCACAGCUGGCUGAGGAAUGCAGGCAGGGCGCGGUCCGUUAUGACCAGGCGGUGCAGCAAUUGGCCGAACAGGACAGGGAAAUCGCGAGGCAUCGCUUUGAAGCCAUGAGCAAUUCACGGCGACUACGGCAGACCAACGCUGAUGUCCAUGUAGUGAAAGAGGACUUACGAAUCGAAAGUCAGCGUCAGCUCUUGGCGCAGAAUGAGCUGCAAGAAUUAGAGCAGUCCUUACAGCUCGCCCGUCAUCAUCUUCGGCUCGCUGAAGAAGAUGCAGACCGCGCACGGAAGGCUGUGACCGACAAAAAGAAAGAGCUCAUUGAGGCAGAUGGGGAAGUUCAAAGCCUGGGGGAAGCUGUGAAAGAGGUGCAGCAGGAGAAGCAACGUUCCUUGCAAGGCAUCGCCUUAGCCGAGGACCAAACGCAGAAAUUGGAAAGCCAGUUUCGGGUGGUGCAGCAGGACCUGGGAAGAACCAAAGAGGAGAAUGAACGCCGCGUGUCCGACAGCAAGGCCCAAACACUUUGGCGAGAUUCUCUGCACGUUGAUCUCUACAAAGUGGAAAACAAGUGCGAAGCCAUCACUGCCGAGGUGCAGGCUUGUCGCCAGAGCAUUGCCGAGCUCGAGGCUGCUGUUGCAGAAUGCAAAGUUCAUUCAGUUCAAGCUUUCAGAGAAAAGGACACUUUGACACAGAAGGUUCAAGAGCUGAAAGCGGAGCAGCAACAGCUAGAUGGUCUUUGCUUGGCUCUCCGUCGUGCUUCUCAUGCUGAGGAGCUUGCUAUGGAGGAUCUUCAAGCAGAGCUUCAGAUGGCUUUCGUGCGCAAGGAGUCCCUAAUGGAGGAGAUCGCAGCGAAUACUCAAGCAUGUUCAGCUAUCGGCAAGCAAUUGGACCAGCUGAGGCCUGAUAUUGCGGAGGCAGAUGAGCGAAGCGGCUCCUUGGAGAUGCGUCUUGUCCAGAAGUCCAAAGAUUUGGAAGGCGAGCUGCAGCGUGAGCGUGCCUUGCGACAGAACUUCACCUCAGGACUUGUCAACUCAACUGCUGCGCUGGCCUCGCCGGCGCCGAAGUCGCCUUCUCAGGCGCCGAAGUCGCCUUCGCCUUUGCCCGCAUCGCAAUGUCUGGCCCCCCCGCUGACUUCACCCGGCACAAUGCCCUUGCGAAGGCUACACUGA